AUGACCUCUAUGGAUCACACGUUUCCUCGACCAGAACGAGAGCUGCAAGAAGACACGGCGAAACGAAUCAGUGCGAUGGGAUCAACCCCUCGCAGUGUCACUGACAAGUUCUCACGGGACGUGUCAUGGUCUCAUUCAUCUGCGCAACCCCCAUGGACCAGUCUCAGUCUCCCUGCUUCUCCAGGAGCCCUCCACACCGGACGAUCGUACUCCUUGAAGCCACCUAUGGAAGCGGAAGGGAUCGCAAGGACUGAUCCAUCGAGGCAGAGUUUUCAGGGGUCAAUCUCGUCGCCAGGUAGACCUGGGAAUUGGGAUGUGGAGGCUGAGCGACAGCGAUCGAUGCAGCUCAGUGCGCGUCAGGGGGAAUGGAAUGGCUCUCCGGGAUCCGCAAGAAGGCAAGAUGGUAUGAAGCAGCAGGAGAACGGCGGAUACAUGACGUCCCGUUCUCAACACCUGUUGCAGCUCCACGCAAAGGAGUCUGUCUUGUCGCCCGAGAAAUCACCUCUCAAACUCCAUUACUCUGCAACACCUCAGACGAAUUCUUACGAAUCAGAAAUCAGAUUCUCGCAGUUGCUUCACGUUGGAUUGAGGGAGAAUCAUGGCAAUGGAAGUGGUCAUACCCCUGCGUCAGACUCAUCGCUUGUAUCGAGGCGAGGAGACUUCAAUGGGCAUGAAAGGAGUGGAGGGAUGCUGAAUGGACACUCUAAUGGGCCUGAAGUGCUAGGAGAGAUUUCCCAAGAUGAACUAAGUGAUCCCUUGUCGAGAGAAGCAUCAACUAGCUCCUCACAGGUUCAUUGUGUUCUCGUUCACGUCGAUGACGUUGACGACUUGUUCAAGGGCAUUCCAAAAGAGAAGACUGGAUCAAUCCCUUCAAUCAACGGUCAAGUGCAUGAGAAGAAGUCCUCGAAUCAACUUCAAUCUUUGAGGCGCACCAAUCAAAAUCUCUUUCCACUGGACGUUACGGGAGGACUGGAAAAGUCAGAAGACAGAGUUUCUGCUUUGAAUGUCUCCCUUGAUGCGAGCGAGAAGGAAUCUUGGCCGUUGCAUAGGGUCUCGAUCAGCAAGGAAUCGCAAGAGUGGGAGCGAACUACAGGUUCCUUCCGCUCCUCCGACAAGUCGCAGGUCAACAGGACGUCGAGUAGUGCGGCGAGGAAGAAAGUCAUGACGUUGAAGGAAGGGCCGAUCGAGAAGAAGGACGGCUCAGGCCUCGGAUCCCUUGUCAACCCUUGGAGCUUGAGGAGGAUGGUGCUGACGACAAACAACCUGUGCUGGUCCAAGUUCUCCCACGUCUCGUUCGACACAUGCAUCAACCUCCUCCACAUCGAAGGGGUUGAGCCAUCGCGGAACGGAGGGGGACAAGAGUCGUUCGACGUUGUCGUCAACGAGAAGUAUGGGAAGGCGGAACGAUCGAACGGGUCAAAGAUUUCGAGCCAUCAGAAACCGAAAGCUUCUCGCUGCGCCUAUACCUUCCGAUGUCGAUCGAAGCACAGCAAGGGGAGUCCCACGGAACGAGACAUGUGGAUUGCUGCGAUCAGAGAGGCGAUGGAAAAUGCAAGAGCACGCAAAGAACAAGACUCCUUCGAGCGUCGCAACUCGGAGAGGAGUAGCUCCCCACUGUCCGAGGAAGAAGAUGACCACUGCUCCAAGAGACGAGAGGUAGACAGCAUGAAGGAGAAGUGA
Guillardia theta CCMP2712 is the source of this 1680-nucleotide messenger RNA. RefSeq lists its product as hypothetical. The record is from RefSeq and is a predicted model, not a curated record. The transcript has 12 exons. NCBI's taxonomy places the organism in Eukaryota, Cryptophyceae, Pyrenomonadales, Geminigeraceae. The coding region runs from base 1 to 1680 and encodes 559 amino acids.